AUGGCCGAAUCCACCUCCGCCCAACUGGCCAGCACGCCACAGGAAAAGUUCGCCCUAAUCAAAGACAACCUCCAAGAAGUCCUGAAUCCGGAAAUCAUCGAAGAGAUCCUCCAAAAGAAUGAAAGACCAUUGCGAAUCUACUGGGGCACCGCGACAACUGGCAAACCCCACUGCGGCUACUUCGUCCCCAUGCUCAAAAUCGCCCAGUUCCUCGCCGCCGGCUCCCACGUCACCAUCCUCCUCGCCGACGUCCACGGCUUCCUGGACAACCUCAAAGCGCCCAUUGAACUGGUCCAGGAACGAGUGAAAUACUACCGCUACUGCAUCACCGCCUUACUCCAAGCUGUGGGCGUGGACAUCACCCGCCUCGAAUUCGUCACGGGAUCGGAUUACCAGUACAGCUCGCAAUAUGUUAGCGACAUCUAUAAGUUGAGCACCCAAGUCUCCGUCCACGACGCUUCCAAAGCCGGCUCCGACGUCGUCAAACAAGUCGAUUCCCCACCUCUGAGUUCCCACCUCUACCCCCUCAUGCAAGCCCUCGACGAAGAACACCUAAACGUCGACGCCCAAUUCGGCGGCGUCGAUCAGCGCAAGAUCUUCACUUUAGCAGUGGAAACCCUUCCCCGGAUCGGCUACCGCAAACGCGCUCACCUCAUGAACCCACUCAUACCCGGUUUACAAGAAGGCGGGAAGAUGAGCUCCAGCGACCCCGACUCCAAGAUCGAUCUGAUCGAGCCCGCGGAGAUUGUGAAGAAGAAAUUGAAGAAGGCUUUUUGUCCUCCUAAGCAGGUAGUGGGAAAUGGUGUCAUCUCCUUUGUCGAAUUCGUCCUCCUUCCCGCCUCGGCACUGAAGAAUAAGGGUGUGCCUAAAUUCAGCGUCCCGCGCCGCGACGCAGAAACGCUGGAAUAUACUUGCAUUCAAAAACUCAAAGACGAUUACCUGUCUGAUAUCCUCUCGCCUCAAUCCCUCAAGCCCGCUGUUACGGAAGCACUGCUGGAGAUUCUGGAGCCGAUACGGAGGGCGUUUGAGGAGGACAAGGAGUGGCAGGCUGUGGAAACCAGGGCGUAUCCGCCGCCUCCUGCUCCGGAGAAGAAGAAGAAGAAGGAGAAGAAUUUGGGGAGUCGGUUUCCGGGUGGGGCGGGGAAGGGUGGCGAGGGUGCGGUGGAGGUGAAGCCGGAUGGGCAUGUGGAGGGGGAUGGGGCGCUGGAGGUUAGUGUGGGUGUUAAGGACCUAAGUCUGAGUGGGGAGGAGGCGAAGGCGUAG
Recurvomyces mirabilis is the source of this 1263-nucleotide messenger RNA. RefSeq names its product Tyrosine--tRNA ligase cytoplasmic (gene TYS1). Gene Ontology annotation, cellular component: cytoplasm. The transcript has a single exon. The coding region runs from base 1 to 1263 and encodes 420 amino acids. Gene Ontology annotation, molecular function: ATP binding; tyrosine-tRNA ligase activity. The record is from RefSeq and is a predicted model, not a curated record. Gene Ontology annotation, biological process: tyrosyl-tRNA aminoacylation. NCBI's taxonomy places the organism in Eukaryota, Fungi, Ascomycota, Dothideomycetes, Mycosphaerellales, Teratosphaeriaceae.